This is a messenger RNA of Menidia menidia (Atlantic silverside), 771 nucleotides long. Lineage: Eukaryota; Metazoa; Chordata; Actinopteri; Atheriniformes; Atherinopsidae. The record is from the annotation of a GenBank genome assembly.
AUGAGAUUCGCCCUGCUGACGCUGCUGUGCGCUCUGGCCGUAGCCGCUGCCCAGAGGCCGGACUUCAGCCACGGCUGCGCCCACGGCAGCUGUUACCCGGCAACCGGGAACCUGCUGGUGGGCCGGGAGAAGAACCUGAAGGCCUCGUCCACGUGCGGGACGAGAAGAAAAGAGCGCUAUUGCAUCGUCAGCCAUUUGCAGGAGGAGAAGAAAUGCUUCGAGUGUGACUCCAGGCCUUACGACGAGGUCUACAACACCAUCAAUCACCGCAUAGAGAACGUCAUCACCACCUUCAAACCCCACCGGAAGAAGUCCUGGUGGCAGUCGGAGAACGGAAAGGCAGAAGUCUUUAUUCAGCUGGAUCUGGAAGCUGAGUUCCAUUUUACUCAUCUAAUUAUGACGUUCAAGACUUUCCGUCCGGCCGGGAUGCUGAUCGAGCGGUCAGCAGAUUUCGGACGCACCUGGCAGGUGUAUCGAUACUUCGCCCACGACUGUGCAGGCUCCUUUCCCGGAGUCUCGCCGGGCCCUCUGAGGGACAUCGAUGAUGUCAUCUGCGAGUCGCGCUACUCAGACAUCGAGCCGUCGACAGAAGGAGAGGUCAUCUACAGAGUGCUGGACCCGGCCAUCAGGAUUGAGGAUCCAUACAGCCCCAAAAUCCAGAGUAAGGUCAUCUACAGAGUGCUGGACCCGGCCAUCAGGAUUGAGGAUCCAUACAGCCCCAAAAUCCAGAGUAAGGUCACAAACCAGGUCGCGUUCAACUUUGACAAAUGA